GUUGGUUGUUUGGUGCGUGCACACUGCACAGGUGUACGGAUAACUGGUUCGGCAUCACAAUUCAUCCUCUGAAUUGCAGGUGGACUGCGCUUGGAUCCCAGAAGGACCGGACUGUACCUGUGUGCUUCUAACCUCACCAUGGGACAGGGGGACCCGUCUAGACCAGGGUUCGGCGUCGCCGACUACUCGGUGUUCGCCGUCAUGCUGCUGAUCUCCAUGGCGAUAGGGCUCUUCCAGGCCCUGAAGAAGGGAAAGACCGAAGCCACCGCUGACGACUUCUUCACGGGGGGCCGUAAGAUGCCGGCCAUCCCUGUGGGCCUGUCCCUGUGCGCCAGCUUCAUGUCUGCGGUGCAGGUGUUGGGGGUGCCCGCGGAGGCCAUGCGCUACGGCUAUAAGUUCCUCUACAUGUGCCUGGGCCAGAGCAUCAACUCCCUGCUCACAGCUCUGCUCUUCCUCCCCAUCUUCUACCGGCUGGGCCUCACCAGCACCAACCAGUAUCUCAGGCUGAGGUUUGGCCGAGCGACCCAGCUGCUUGGGAGCAUCCAGUUUCUGAUUGCGACUCUGCUUUACACAGGCAUAGUCAUCUACGCUCCAGCUUUGAUUCUUCAUCAAGCUACCGGGCUCAAUAUGUGGGUGUCUCUAUUUUCCACGGGAAUCAUAUGUACUGUGUACACCACCGUGGGGGGCAUGAAGGCGGUGAUCUGGACGGACGUGUUCCAGAUCCUGGUGAUGCUGUCGGGCUUCCUGGCCAUCUUCAUCCACGGCACGGUGCUGGUGGGGGGCCCCGCCCGCGUCCUGGAGAUCGCCUACAACGGGUCCCGCCUCAACUUCAACGAUUUUGACCCGGACCUGCGGAAGCGCUACAGCUUCUGGAGCCUGAGUGUCGGGGGGGCCAUGGUGUGGCUCUCCAUGUACGGGGUCAACCAGGCCCAGGUGCAGCGCUUCAUCUCCUGCAGGACCGAGCGCCAGGCCCAGUGGUCUUUGUUCGUGAACCAGAUUGGCCUGUGCCUGGUGGUGGGAAGUGCGGCUACGUGUGGCAUUGUGAUGUUUGCGUACUAUAGCAGCUGUGACCCGCUGCUGUCCGGGAAGAUCACCUCUGCUGACCAGUACAUGCCGUAUUUCGUGCUGGAGAUAUUCGAGAGCUAUCCGGGGUUCCCAGGCUUGUUCCUGGCCUGUGCAUACAGCGGCACGCUAAGCACAGCCUCCACCAGCAUCAACGCCAUGGCAGCCGUAACCAUGGAGGACCUGCUGAAGCCCCACCUACACAACCUCCCCGAGAAGAAGUUGCUCCUCAUCUCCAAAGCCCUGUCGUUUUUCUUUGGCUCUUUGUGUAUCAUCGUGGCUGCUCUCUCCUCCCUGCUGGACUGGGGUGUUCUUCAGGGGUCCUUCACGGUCAUGGGCGUGGUCAGCGGCCCGCUGCUCGGCGCCUUCACCCUGGGCAUGUUCUUCCCCUGGGCCAACCAAGUAGGGGUUCUGUGCGGUGUGGCGGCCGGGUUCAGCGUGUCUCUGUGGCUGGCCAUCGGCUCCACCCUCUACCCACCCAGCGCUGAGAUCAUGGGGGUCCUGCCCCUCCUCGGAGGGGACUGUUCACCCAGCAACGACUCUCUCUCCGGCAGCCUGGUCACAGAGAAACCCUCCUCCAUUGUCCAUCUUCAUCCAGACGAGCAUGAAGGGCUCCAUAACUUCUACUACAUGUCCUACCUCUACUUUGGCGCAAUGGCAACCAGCACGGUCAUCCUGGUCGGGCUGUUAGUUAGUUGUGUAACAGGAGCCACAAAGAGGAACACAAUAGGGCCGGGCUUGCUAUGGUGGGACCUGCAUAAGUUCAAACUGGGGGAAUCGGACAGCCCCCACCCUCAGAUGGUCCCGCUGAAUGCGGGGCAUAGGAAGGGAUCAAGCCGUGGGGAAAACAAUGACGUGGGAAUCAUAGAGUUACAGGAGGACCAGAAUAACAAGAGAGGGAAGCUCUUUGGAAAGAGUCGUUUCCGUUUAUAACACAGCAGUUACACACGUGAUAACCGCAAGGCUGUUUUCUGAUGUGGUGGCACCUUACAUGGUAAAAUGGACCAUUAUCCUUUUGUUAUUGGUUCAGCAAAUGUUUUUUUGCUGCAACGAGGGUAUGUUUUUAAGGUACUGUUGAUUAUUAAGAUGCAGUAACUUUUAUGUACUGUUUUGUAUUUAAUUGUUUCUUGCUAAUCUUUGAGCAGUUAAAUGUAAAUAUUUUGUAGAUUUGUAUAUUUCUAUCGAAAAUGUUAUUGUAUGACAUGAGAGCUCUGAAAGUCAACUAUUUACAGAUAAAUGUAUGACAUUUGAACUAGGCCUACUUUCUCAAGGGUAAUUUCUCUGGAAUGUUCCCGUAUCUUCACCUGUUCAUACCUGUGUCUCUUGCUGCUGAUAGAUGGUGGUAGAAACUGACAAUGACAGAAUUGUUCUCUGAGAACCUGGAAUAAAGUGUGGAUUUAGAAUUUU
Messenger RNA from Gadus morhua (Atlantic cod), 2469 nucleotides. It is a transcript of the gene slc5a5, whose product is annotated as solute carrier family 5 member 5. Lineage: Eukaryota; Metazoa; Chordata; Actinopteri; Gadiformes; Gadidae. The transcript has 16 exons. The record is from RefSeq and is a predicted model, not a curated record. Gene Ontology annotation, molecular function: symporter activity. The coding region runs from base 139 to 1995 and encodes 618 amino acids. Gene Ontology annotation, cellular component: extracellular exosome; membrane. Gene Ontology annotation, biological process: iodide transmembrane transport; sodium ion transport.